Lindgomyces ingoldianus is the source of this 1492-nucleotide messenger RNA. RefSeq names its product ABC-type nitrate/sulfonate/bicarbonate transport systems periplasmic components-like protein-like protein. The transcript has 2 exons. Lineage: Eukaryota; Fungi; Ascomycota; Dothideomycetes; Pleosporales; Lindgomycetaceae. The coding region runs from base 205 to 1278 and encodes 357 amino acids. The record is from RefSeq and is a predicted model, not a curated record.
CACGACACCAACACCGACAUUCACUUCAUCUCUUCUCUUCUAUUGAUACCCCUCUAAACAUAACGUUUGCGACGUGAGUACCUUGCUUGAGCAAAGUUGUGCGCUGCAAUUGGCGCGUCUUUUUCGCGACUGACGCACACUGACAUUGCAAUCCAAAGCGAACUCACAUUUGACUUCGGCAACGGCGUUCGAACAGCUAGCGAAAUGCUGCUACACACACUCCGGAUAUCGCGCCCAACGCGUACUCCCACAUACCUCCGAACAUUCUCCACAGGCCGCGCCGCAGCGUCUUCGUUACGGAUAGGUUUCGUACCUGAACACUUCUCGACCCCCCUAGAAUUCGCCAAAAAGCACUAUGCCCUCACCUCACCUCUCCUCCCUUUCCCCUCCGGCACUGGGGCCAUGGUCUCUGCCCUCCAAUCUGGUGAAAUCGACAUCGGGAUCGGAUUAACUGAAGGCUGGAUCGCCGCGCUCGGAAAAGCGCAAUCUCUAUCCACGUCCAACUCGAAAACAAGCCCCAGAGACGCAGGUUUCAAGAUCGUAGGUACAUACGUCGAGACGCCCUUGUGCUGGGCCAUAUCCACCGGAGCCCAACGCACAGACCUCCAUACCAUUGCGGAUCUAAAGGGUAAGAGAGUCGGGGUGUCGAGGGUGGGAAGUGGGAGUUAUGUUAUGAGCUACGUACUCGCGGACCAAAACGGCUGGCUAGAUCCAUCAUCCCCAGACCCGCCGUUUCCGGUCUCGGUGUUGGACACAUUUAAAGGAUUAAGAGAUGCCGUGAAUAGUGCGGGUGGUGGCGGGACGACGGAUGCGGGUGCAGAUUUCUUCAUGUGGGAGCAUUUCACGUCAAAACGGUAUUACGAUAACGGCGAGAUUAAUAGGAUUGGGGAGAUCUAUACACCGUGGUCGAGCUGGAAAAUCGUGGCAGCGAACGCGCUCCUAAAUCCGCAGAACUGGAGUUCCGGUUCGCAGGCGUCACAUCCGCCGUUUAAAGAAGAGUUGGAGGAUGUGCUGGGGAAGAUCAAUAAAGGCGUUAAGCAUUUUGAGGAGAAUCGGGAAGAGGCGGUACGGUAUAUUAGCACGAAGUUGGAUUAUGAGGAGCAGGAUGCGAGGGAAUGGCUUAAGACGGUGCGCUUUGCGCAUGAUGUUAGGGGCGUGGAUAGGGAGAUUGUUGAGAGGACGAUCGGGGUGCUGCAGAAAGCGGGGGUGUUGAAUGGGGAGGUGGAUGCGGGCAAGAUGAUUGGGUUGGAGAGGAGUGAGGCUGUGAAAUGGAUAUGAAUGGUGAUCGCUGGGGGAAGGAUAGGGUUGAGGAAAAGUUGGAGGAAAAUCGAGCAGCAUGCAUUAUGGAAACGGAUCGAGCAUCUUGGAGCAUGGACGCAAUGGAAGAUGAAGCCGAGCGGUCUGUCUGAAUGUUAUCUAAUGUAAUAUGGCAAGCUGGCCUACAGCACCCAACAACCUCUGGUCACAGAAACCAAAUCGAAAUCAAAUAUCC